This is a messenger RNA of Morus notabilis, 1680 nucleotides long. RefSeq names its product transaldolase. The transcript has 7 exons. Gene Ontology annotation, cellular component: cytoplasm; intracellular anatomical structure. The record is from RefSeq and is a predicted model, not a curated record. Lineage: Eukaryota; Viridiplantae; Streptophyta; Magnoliopsida; Rosales; Moraceae. Gene Ontology annotation, biological process: carbohydrate metabolic process; pentose-phosphate shunt. Gene Ontology annotation, molecular function: transaldolase activity. Bases 130 to 1473 code for a protein of 447 amino acids.
GGUACUGGUAAUAGUGAUGUCAAAAGCCUUCGCCUUUUUUUCUCCGCACCAAACCGAAACAAACCCUUCCCCCUCUCUCUCUCUCUCUCUCUCUCUCUCUCUCUCUCUCUCUCUAUUCUGUCUGCGAUCAUGGCGUCCAUUUCCAAGCUCUCGACUUGUUCUUCUUCUUCAUCAUAUUCUCUCUCAGCAUCGACCUUGAGACCCCCGAGAUCUUCCCGUAACCCUGCGUCUUUGUUGAUCGGUUUCAGACCCAUUUCCACCUCCAACACCAAACUUUCUUCUUCAUCUUCGAAGUUUUCGCUUCCCAGAAACUCCUCAGUCAACGCUUCCUUAGUGGUGAGAUGUUCGAGUUCGGGAAACGGAAGCCCAGCGAAGAGGACGGUUCUGCAUGAUCUAUACGAGAAGGAAGGACAGAGUCCUUGGUACGAUAACCUCUGCAGACCAGUCACCGAUCUUCUUCCUCUUAUUGCCUCUGGCGUCAGGGGUGUUACUAGCAACCCUGCGAUUUUCCAGAAAGCAAUAUCGUCUUCUAAUGCUUACAAUGACCAGUUCAGAGAGCUUGUACAAUCCGGGAAAGGCAUUGAAGAUGCGUACUGGGAACUUGUGGUGAAGGACAUUCAAGAUGCCUGCAAGCUGUUUGAGCCAAUCUAUGAUGAAACAAAUGCUGCGGAUGGAUAUGUUUCUGUUGAAGUUUCACCGGAACUUGCUGAUGACACUCAGGGGACUGUAGAGGCUGCAAAAUGGUUACAUAAAGUGGUCGACCGCCCAAAUGUGUACAUUAAAAUUCCUGCUACAGCUCCCUGCAUCCCUUCAAUUAAGCAAGUUAUUUCACAGGGUAUUAGUGUCAAUGUUACUCUUAUAUUUUCUCUUGCUAGAUAUGAAGCAGUUAUCGAUGCUUAUUUGGACGGCCUUGAGGCUUCUGGGCUAAAUGAUCUGUCUAGGGUAACUAGUGUUGCUUCUUUCUUUGUUAGUAGGGUGGACACCCUUAUUGACAAGUUGCUUGAGAAGAUUGGAACACCGGAGGCCCUAGAUCUCCGAGGAAAGGCUGCAGUAGCUCAAGCGGCCCUAGCAUAUAAACUCUACCAAAAGAAAUUCUCCGGCCCGAGGUGGGAUGCUUUGGUAAAGAAAGGAGCUAAGAAGCAGAGGGUGUUGUGGGCCUCAACUAGCGUCAAGAAUCCUGCCUACCCUGACACUUUAUACGUUGCUCCUCUUAUUGGUCCCGACACGGUAUCAACCAUGCCUGACCAAGCCCUACAAGCUUUUAUUGACCACGGUAGUGUUUCAAGGACGAUUGAUUCGAAUGUGUCCGAGGCUGAGGGCAUUUACAGUGCACUUGAGAAGUUGGGAAUUGACUGGAGCUAUGUGGGUUCUCAACUUGAGCUGGAGGGAGUGGACGCAUUCAAGAAAAGUUUUGACAGUCUGCUGGAUACGCUGCAAGAGAAGGCAAACUCUCUUAAGCUAGUUAGCCUGUAAUUUCAGAGGUUUUGCUUAAUGUUGUUGUGGGGGUUAUAAAAAAAGCCUUAUGGCGUUCUUACCUAUUUGGUGGGUGCAUUAUGAAUUUAAUAAAAGCUGGUGGCUUUUUUUUUUGUGUUGAUGUAAAUUUGUUGGAAUGCUUUGCUUUUGUGAGACGUGGAUGAUGUAUUAUGAUCUCUAUGUAUGUUUGCAGCUUGUGUUGAGUUA